AUGAAGUCGAUAUCUACUCUCGCUUUUAUCGCUGCUACCGCGUUGGUUGGCAAUGCAAUCGCUGCACCAUCUCCUGAUAUCAUCCCUCGACAAUAUAAAACUUUAACAUACCAAGGAUGUUUCUCAUCGGGCGAUGGCUUGACCAAGAAUUCUUCAUAUACAUACAACAGCAAAGGAUAUUGUCAAACACAAUGUGUACCUGCCGAUUACGCCGUUCAAGCAACAUACAAUAGCAAUGAGUGUUGGUGUGGUGACGAUCUCCCUCCAGCAGCAGAUCUCGUCGAUGAUUCGAAAUGUAAUAGUCCUUGUGCUGGUAUUGAUACGGAAAUGUGUGGUGGUACUAAACUUUAUUGGUCUGUUUAUCUUACGGGUACCGAAAGUUCCGCACCAAAUUAUGAUCCAUCUUCAGCUUCCUCAUCUUCAGCAUCCGCAUCAAAUACCGCCACUCAAACCACAUCCAUCGUACCAUCUGUCGUCACCGUAGGAGGUCAAACCGUUACAGUUCAAGCAUCCGAUGCAGCAGCCGCAUCCAGUUCCGCUUCCGCACUAGCGGAGAAGAAGUCAUCAGGUCCCAAUAAAGCUGGCAUCGCCGCAGGCGUCGUUGUCGGUGUAUUGGUUGCUGCUGCUAUCGCGGGAGGUAUCUUCAUAUUUAUGCGUAACAGAAAGAGACGUGAAGUCGAAGAGGAAUAUAGAAGAAAUGCAGCAGUCAAUAACUUUGUCACUGGUGGUAAAUCACCUAUCAGUAGCAGUAGCGGUGGAGCUUCAUUUACCGAUACUCGACUUGAUCCUACUCUUGCCAAUAGAAGAAUGAGUGAUGGCAGUAUCGCUGAUAACCAAGAUUACUCAAGGAGAAUCCUCAAGGUUACCAACGCAUGA
Botrytis fragariae is the source of this 876-nucleotide messenger RNA. RefSeq names its product putative wsc domain protein. Lineage: Eukaryota; Fungi; Ascomycota; Leotiomycetes; Helotiales; Sclerotiniaceae. The transcript has 3 exons. The record is from RefSeq and is a predicted model, not a curated record. Gene Ontology annotation, cellular component: plasma membrane. The coding region runs from base 1 to 876 and encodes 291 amino acids.